Messenger RNA from Pediculus humanus corporis (human body louse), 801 nucleotides. RefSeq lists its product as uncharacterized. The transcript has 5 exons. The record is from RefSeq and is a predicted model, not a curated record. The coding region runs from base 1 to 801 and encodes 266 amino acids. Lineage: Eukaryota; Metazoa; Arthropoda; Insecta; Psocodea; Pediculidae.
AUGGCACAAACGAAAGAUUCCCGCGGAUCCGAUGCUUAUCCGCCAAAUUACGCAACACAAACCAUGAGGAGUCAUUUGAGUCAAUAUCAACAACAACAACCGGAUCGGUCUGAUGGUUACGGACCACGUCCCGUUUCGCCGAGACCCAUGACACCUCGAAGAGUCAAACGGAGGAGCGUUCUUGCUAGAGACACGAUGAACAGAUCUAGUCUGACACAAAGGAGACAGGGAAGCUCAAGAUCAAAGUCGUCGUCAUCUCAAAGAAGGUCACGAACACAUCAGAAUCCGGUCACGAAACUUUUGGAACAACAAAAUAGAUUUUUAGAAUCUUCUAUGAUUUCUACGUCGUUCAAUGAUUCUUCCAUUCCUUUGGAUUCGUCGUCCAAUCAAUUAUCGGCGGCCAUGAUGGAUUCUGUCGGAGGUGAUGAUUACGAUGUAAAUAAUGGAUUCAAGACUGUGGGUUUAAGCAAUCCAAUUUUUCAACAAAGUAGUAAUUCGUCACUUAAUCAAUCUGGUCUUAACAUAAAAGGAAGCCACGGGGGUAGUGGUAAUAAUGGUGGUGGUGGUAGUGGCAGCAGCAACAACAACAACAACAACCAAACGAAUAGUAGUAAUAGUAAUUAUAAUAAUAAUAAUAAUACGUCACAUUUUACGAGAAACGAUGGUAGCAUGAGAAAUUCUAAUAAAAGGUUUAGGGUGGAUUUAACGAGAAAUACGGAUGGAAUCGCGAAUUCGUUUUUCAGUCAGGGACCACCGGCGUACAGGGAGGGAAACGGUUUAGAUUCGGAAACGGUUAUUUAA